UUGUCCAAAGGGCCGAACAGACAGAAGAAGAACUUUUAUUUACAUUAUAAAUAGUUUUUUCAUUCACUUUUUUUUUCGUGCCCGUUUCACACCAGCGAGGCCCCACGUGACCACGGAAGUACUUUUAUUUUUUUUAAACUGAACCACCUGUCUUGAAGUGUACCACUCGGUGCUUCCUUUUCUCUUCUGCUGUCAUUCUCGGCACAUCCUCCCGUGAGCGCAUGAGCACGCCCGUGCUUCAUGCUGAUGUGAGCGCCGCCUCGCUCCCUCUCUGUUUGCCAUCCUCGCCCGCCCUCUCAGCCCCGUGAGGCUCACAACGAACCUUUAGUGAUGUGUGAUAACGGAGACCCCGAGGAUAAACCCCCGGCCCCUCCGGUCCGGAUGAGCAGCACCAUCUUCAGCACCGGCUCUGGCAAAGACUCCCUCUCGGCCAACCACAGCUCUAAACCGCUGCCAUCGGUGCCCGAGGAGAGGAAACGCAACAAGAUCAUCUCAAUCUUCUCCGGGGCUGAAAAGGGUGGUAGAAAGAAAGAUCGAGACAAAGAGCGACCAGAGAUCUCACCACCUUCAGAUUUUGAACACACCAUACAUGUUGGGUUCGAUGCUGUCACGGGGGAGUUCACUGGAAUGCCAGAGCAAUGGGCUCGGCUACUCCAGACAUCGAACAUCACCAAGUCGGAGCAGAAGAAGAACCCACAGGCCGUGCUCGACGUCUUAAAGUUCUACGACUCUACGGGCAACAGCCGUCAGAAGUACCUCAGCUUCUCAUCUUCUGAAAAAGACGCAUUCACUCCAGGGCCUCAGUCUCCGAUCAAAAAAGGCACCGAACCGUCUUCUCCGAAUAUCAAAGAUAUUGACGACGAUGACGAUGAUGAAACUCCUCCUCCGAUCGUGGCACCGAGACCAGAAUACACAAAGAGUGUGUACACUCGCUCUGUUAUCGACCCCAUCCCGGCUCCCAGCACGUGUCCAGACGGAGACACUGCCUCCAAGGCGGCGGACCGACAGAAAAAGAAGGGCAAGAUGACGGAUGAGGAGAUCAUGGACAAACUGAGAACGAUAGUCAGCAUCGGAGAUCCCAAGAAGAAAUACACCAGAUAUGAAAAAAUCGGUCAGGGGGCAUCAGGAACAGUAUUCACCGCCAUCGAUGUCGCCACGGGACAGGAGGUCGCCAUUAAACAGAUCAACUUGCAGAAGCAGCCGAAGAAGGAGCUGAUCAUCAACGAGAUUCUAGUCAUGAAGGAGUUAAAGAACCCAAACAUCGUUAACUUUUUAGACAGUUUCCUGAUGGGGGAGGAGCUGUAUGUGGUGAUGGAGUACCUGGCUGGUGGCUCACUGACAGAUGUGGUAACAGAGACCUGUAUGGACGAGGCCCAGAUAGCCGCUGUCUGCCGAGAGUGUUUACAAGCGCUGGAGUUCCUGCAUGCGAACCAGGUCAUUCACAGAGACAUCAAAAGUGACAAUGUGUUACUUGGGAUGGACGGCUCCGUCAAGCUCACCGACUUUGGCUUCUGCGCCCAGAUCACUCCGGAGCAGAGCAAACGCAGCACCAUGGUAGGAACGCCGUACUGGAUGGCUCCGGAGGUGGUGACCAGGAAGGCUUAUGGGCCCAAAGUGGACAUUUGGUCACUGGGUAUAAUGGCCAUUGAGAUGGUCGAAGGAGAACCUCCCUACUUGAACGAGAACCCACUACGAGCUUUAUACCUGAUCGCCACAAACGGCACACCUGAGCUCCAGAACCCGGAGAAGCUGUCUCCGGUCUUCAGAGAUUUCCUCAACCGUUGCUUGGAAAUGGAUGUGGAGAAGAGAGGCGGAGGCAAAGAGCUGCUGCAGCAUCCGUUCCUGAAGCUGGCGAAGCCGCUCUCCAGCCUCACACCUCUCAUCCUGGCGGCCAAGGAGGCCAUGAAGGGCAACCGUUAGCCGACGCAGCUAGCCGCCGUGCCUUCUCCAUGCUGUGCACAGACACGUGCCAACCAUUUAGAUUUUUUAGUGCCAGACAAUAGGCUGAGAGUGACUUGCCACUCUCGAUGCACCAGCCUUAAAAAAAAAAAAAAAAAAAAAAAAAAAAAAAAAAGCCCUGACAAACCUCACUGUGAAGAAGACCAAAAAAAAGAAGAUAUAGAGAGCACAACUCCACCGCUGUCCUUAUGAACUCUAUUCUCACUCAGAUGUCAGAAGACAAGUCAAACUAAAGUGCUUAGUUUCAGAGUCGGGCGUAGUUAUUUUGUACAACGAAUCUGGUGACAAGUUAGAGCUAUCUCGUAUUUAACUUGGAAUGAAGAAGAUGCCUAGUUUCUAUGUUUAGUUUGUUUUUUUAAUCAACUGCCUUAAACAAAUGCAAAAUGUUGCCUAAUGUAUUGUCGAUUGUGUCAAUGUUUCUCUUCACGUGAUUUUUACUACCUUUGUAAUUUACAGUUCAGCUUGUCAGCGUCUUAGUUAUUUUGAUACUUGAAUUUCAUAUUUGUCCCCCUGUCUUGUUAUGUAGUCGGUCUUCAUUGAACGAACACUCUUUGCUAUUUCCACAUCGUGUUUUAUGGACAUUUUUCUCCUACCGGUUUUUAUAGGAAACAUUUCCGUACAUUUGUCAUCAUGAACACACCUGACAGACCUACUGUACCAGUCCCCCCCCUCCCCCGUAUCAUUAGUCUUCUGAUACCAGAGGUGCACCUUACAGGUAAAACUUUUUAAUGUUAGAUUGACAGGGUUUAUACUUUCUUCUCUUAGCUGUUAUUAAAAAAAAUGAGUAUUGUAUGUUGAACUCUGUCCUUUUGUGUUAUUCUAGACUAAACAAAUGUGCUUUUCCCUUGUGUAUAUUGUGUUCUUAAUGUUUAGUUUGAUUUUUAAAGAAAGUGGCCAUAUCGUAGUGGUUAGCUGUCGAAAAGGCUGAUGAAGACAAUUUGUUUAUUUUAUUUUUUUCUUUUGGACGACUAACAACCUUGUCUGCGCACUCAAAUAAAAUG
Anoplopoma fimbria (sablefish) is the source of this 2960-nucleotide messenger RNA. It is a transcript of the gene pak2b, whose product is annotated as p21 protein (Cdc42/Rac)-activated kinase 2b. Bases 331 to 1920 code for a protein of 529 amino acids. NCBI's taxonomy places the organism in Eukaryota, Metazoa, Chordata, Actinopteri, Perciformes, Anoplopomatidae. Gene Ontology annotation, molecular function: protein serine/threonine kinase activity; ATP binding. The record is from RefSeq and is a predicted model, not a curated record. Gene Ontology annotation, cellular component: cytoplasm. Gene Ontology annotation, biological process: protein phosphorylation; regulation of axonogenesis; intracellular signal transduction. The transcript is spliced from 15 exons.